Schistocerca cancellata (South American locust) is the source of this 906-nucleotide messenger RNA. RefSeq lists its product as uncharacterized. Gene Ontology annotation, molecular function: DNA-binding transcription factor activity. The record is from RefSeq and is a predicted model, not a curated record. The coding region runs from base 183 to 605 and encodes 140 amino acids. The transcript is spliced from 4 exons. NCBI's taxonomy places the organism in Eukaryota, Metazoa, Arthropoda, Insecta, Orthoptera, Acrididae.
GCUUUGUUCUUCACUGUCAUACUGCCCGUGUAUCUUGAGUGGUUGUGUUUUCGCUAUCGAGCAAAAUGUCUCAGGUGUAUGAAAACAUCUUUCGUGACGCUCUGAAAGAUUUCAGAGGAUGGCUUGAUUUCAGGCUAUUGUAAUUCGUUGGAGGAGGUAAAACAAAGCAUUUCUUCAAGCAAAUGCAGGAACAUGUCCCUAUCCCCUUUUUUGGUUGUGCAUUUGCAGUGGAGAGUGUGUGGUCAAGGCACUGUGUUUUGGGGCCGAAAUACUAUAAAAGUAAAGAGUCUAGUGUACCUGAGCACUUGGAAGACCAUGUGACUCCUCGUAAGAGAUUGAGGAUAAUGGAUACUGGAAAAUCCAACUGCCCAACAACUUUAAAUAUGAAGUGUAUAAGGGUGUAUCCUGAUUACAGUAUGCACUCAGCAACUGAACACAGGGAUACCAAGGCAAAAGUUCUUGCAAGUCUACAGAAAGAUUUGGCAUUGCCAUGCCCGCCGAAGGGCUACCUACGUUAUUAUUUGACUGCUUCUCCAGCAAGUGCGCACACACACAUGCUACUGAAAGUGUUGAAGCAAGUGGGUACAUACAUCCUUCACUUGUAAAGGAAAUCAAAAACUUAGUAACUCAGUGGAAUGACAUCUCUCAAAGUCAUUAAGUUGGCUCUAGAUAGAUUUGUUGAAAUCAAUUUCAUUGGGACACACAUACCAGGUCAAAUGAAUACUACCUUUUACCCCACAGAGAAAACUAUUUACAGUCACAUUUAUCGGACCCUUUAUAGUACGAAUAAAGUAUUGUUUGACGAGACUAGACUGCAGAAUCAGGUUGAUGAGUGGCACAAAGACUCGAGCAAUCACAUGAUUUAUUAUAGGCAUUGUAUGGAAGCCAAUGGAGAAGUGAAACCAU